GAUGGUGGUCACCAGGGAAACGGGUGGUCAACAUCAACAGGUACCACGGGGAGCAAUUGUUAGCUUUUAGCAUUGGAAACUCUGCCUACAGCUUGUAUUUUUAUUUUUAUUUAGUAAAAAUAGUAAUUAUUAAAAUGGAAAUUCUUGGAGUUUCGUCUCUUCAAAAUCUCCAAGCCCUGUCAGCUUUGCUAAACCCACAGGAAGGACAAAAAGAAGAAGAGGACUAUGAGACACUGAGUGCCUCUGCACAGCUGGGCCCUGGAAGCAUUGGUCCCAAACCCAAAAAGGACACCCCUGCUGUAAGUGGCAGCAUCUCUAAGAGCAAAGAGAUCUGGAGCGAGGAGGAGGUGUCAGAGGGAUCACAGUUUGACGACCUCAACGACCAAAGGCCUCAACCAGAUUAUGAGGUGAUCAUGAAGCAGAGUGUUGGGACAGAAGACGUGUUUCUGGGCCUCAGUGAAAAAGAUCCCUCCUCCAUGAGCUGUGAAGCUUUACUGGUAAAAAUCAAACUGCCAGACACCAAACUGGCUGAUGUGGUCUUAGAUGUAAAGGAGACAUUCCUGGAUUUACGGACACCCAAAUAUAAGCUUGGUCUACACCUGCCCCACCCAGUCCACAGUCAGGAGGGGAAAGCUCAGUUCUUCAGUGACAGAGAAGAGCUGGAAGUAACUCUACUCAUGAAUCGACCGCUGGACUUCAUCAAUGGGAAAUAA
Boleophthalmus pectinirostris (great blue-spotted mudskipper) is the source of this 713-nucleotide messenger RNA. RefSeq names its product dynein axonemal assembly factor 6 (gene dnaaf6). Gene Ontology annotation, biological process: axonemal dynein complex assembly; flagellated sperm motility. Gene Ontology annotation, molecular function: dynein intermediate chain binding; protein-folding chaperone binding. The record is from RefSeq and is a predicted model, not a curated record. Lineage: Eukaryota; Metazoa; Chordata; Actinopteri; Gobiiformes; Gobiidae. The transcript has 6 exons. Gene Ontology annotation, cellular component: cytoplasm. The coding region runs from base 135 to 713 and encodes 192 amino acids.